AUGGCUUAUAUUGAAGGUAUCUAUAGAGUUGAAGAAGGCAGCGAUAUUCCUUGCAUUCACCCAAAUCCAAAACCAAAGGGCCAUCCAACAAUGCUCAUUGGUGAUUUAAAGUUGAAUCAAUUCUUCAAAUUAUUGAAAGAAAGUGGCUUGUCAGCUGAGUUCCAACAAGGAGGUGUUCUUGUUUGCAAUGAUGAAGUCAUGUUGCAAAAGGAUAAAAAGUCUGGAGAAAUUCAAGUUUUUGGUUCUCUGAGUCCAACCUAUUUCCAAGUUAGAGAAUUGCUCUACAAGUUCUAUUCCGAACUUUAA
Messenger RNA from Naegleria gruberi, 306 nucleotides. RefSeq lists its product as uncharacterized. Gene Ontology annotation, molecular function: RNA binding. The record is from RefSeq and is a predicted model, not a curated record. Bases 1 to 306 code for a protein of 101 amino acids. The transcript has a single exon. Gene Ontology annotation, cellular component: mRNA cleavage and polyadenylation specificity factor complex. NCBI's taxonomy places the organism in Eukaryota, Heterolobosea, Eutetramitea, Acrasida, Naegleriidae. Gene Ontology annotation, biological process: mRNA 3'-end processing by stem-loop binding and cleavage.